Messenger RNA from Scophthalmus maximus (turbot), 11453 nucleotides. RefSeq lists its product as uncharacterized. The record is from RefSeq and is a predicted model, not a curated record. Gene Ontology annotation, molecular function: protein binding. NCBI's taxonomy places the organism in Eukaryota, Metazoa, Chordata, Actinopteri, Pleuronectiformes, Scophthalmidae. The transcript has 45 exons. Bases 1 to 10902 code for a protein of 3633 amino acids.
AUGACAGUGCCCGCCACAUCUCAGAUCACCUAUUCCAAAGCUAUUUCGAGUACAUCUAUUAAGUUCGAGUGGUCCAGUGUGACAGGGGCGGAAGGUUACAUCUUGUUUGUGGAGCAGUUGUUUGGUUCUCCCUUAAGGAAAUACAACCAGACCUUCACAACGCUGAGCGGACAAAUGGACGGCUUGGCUCCCUCUACAACUUACAACUGUUACAUUUACUCCGCCAACAAUGCCGGACAUGGUGCCAAAAGCAGCAUCAGGACAAUCAUGACAUUGGUGGAGCCGCCAACUGGCGUCAACUUUGUAUCAACGGGAAAGAGCUCAGGCCAACUGACAUGGAGCCCUAAGAGUAAAGUCCUGCUUUAUCAAGUGACCGUGAGCGACAAUGACAACACCAGCAACGCCCCAAUCAUCAGAAACACUUCAGCCACAACCAUGGACAUCACCAAUCUGGAGCCCUGCUCCACCUACAUUGUGGGAGUGUCGUCAGUCAACGUCUUCUUGGUGCCAGGGGAGGCCUCUAAUGUUACACACACCACUUCUACCAUCAACCCGGUGACGACAAUCUCUGUGGACUACAGCUGCUCCGGUGGCAUGGUGACAGUGACUUGGGAUUUGGUUUUUGGGGCAAACUUGUACAUGGCCAAAGCCGUUGAUAGCACCGGCGUGUCCCUCAACUGUUCAUCGGCCUCCACUAGCUGUCAGAUCACCAUGCUCAAAUGUGGUGAGAAGUACCAGGUUCACGUGGAGGCGAUCUCUGACGACUGCAGGAGCACCUCCAACACCUCUGCCUCGUUCGAGACAGUCCCCUGUGCUCCAGUUGAUCUGGUUACUCAGCACACAUGCUCCAGCAAUGUGAUCGUCUUCAGCUGGGCGCCCACCAACAAAACCUUCUACUAUGUGGCCACUGCGGUGGACAACACUGGCAAAGUGAUAGAGUGCAGGACGGUGGACAACACGUGCUACUUCACCAACAUCGACUGUGGUCAGUUCUACAGGUACACCGUGUUCGCCGCCAGCUCCGGAUGCAACAGCGAAGUCAGCCAGCCUGAGUUUGUCCGAACCUCUCCUUGUCUACCAACAAAUGUGAGGACAGCAGAUGAAUGUCACGCCGACAGGCUGAUCACAACAUGGGACUCUGCUGCUGGAGCUCUUUCCUACACUGUGAAGGCAGAGGGAAACACCGGACAAUCCUACAACUGCACCUCGUCCUCCAACAGCUGUGCGGUGGCCGGCGUGCCGUGCGGUGAACACCUCAGUGUGUGGAUCACCGCCUCCAACGACAACUGCUCCACUAACAAGGUUCUGGGAGAAGUGGCUCAGACUGUUCCCUGCAGCCCAAUCAAUGUCUCAGCAACGGUGGACUGCAGUCAAGACUCUGCGAGAUUUAACUGGACGACAAAAGCGGGUGCCAUAUUCUACAUCGCCGUUGCUCAGGAUGCAAAUGGAAAUGAAUACAGCUGCAAUUCAAUGGGCACCAACUGCUUAAUCCAAGGCUUAAGAUGUGGACAGAAUUACACCGGCAGCGUUAUCGGCACUAAUCUCAAGUGCAACAGCACGGCCAGCGAGGAGGUCGCCUUCAUGACAGCCCCUUGUCCUCCGACCAACAUCGAGGCAUUCAGAGACUGUGAGGCCAACCAUGCUCUGAUAGUGUGGCAGAACCAUCAGCCCACGGGCCUCUACACUGCAACUAUAGUGGAUCAAAGUGGUGCUCAACUCCACUGCACCAGCAACACAGUCAACAACUGUAAAGUCACCUCGCUGCCCUGUGGAAAGAAAUACAACGUCACUGUCACCUAUGAUGACGGGAACUGUCCGUCCACCUCCACGGCCAUCAGCAUGGACUCAGUGCCAUGUGGCCCUGAGGAUGUCAGGGCCAGUGUGGCCUGUGUUACCGGAGAGCUGGCGGUCACCUGGAACAUCUCCGUCCCUGCGGAGAACUACACCACUGUGAUCUCCAGAGGAAUGGGUCAGUCUCUACACUGUAACUCCACAGAGACACAGUGCACCACGGGAGGGCUGUCUUGUGGAAGCUCCUACAGGGUGAUCGUCCUCUCCGUCACCGGGUCGUGCCUCAGUCUGCCGAGUACAGAGGUCACAGUACAAACACUGCCGUGUCCUCCCACCAACGUCACAGCCGUGCACACGUGUGCUCCAGCUCUCGUCCCUGUGUCAUGGGUGGCCAGCGACAGUGCCAAUCACUACACUGCUGUUGCCACGAGCAGCAGAGGUCACCGGUCAGAGUGCUCCACCAGUAACACCUCCUGUGGCCUUCCUGCGCUCCAGUGUGGGGAGCUUUACACCAUUGGCGUUACUGGAGCCGACGACAACUGCACAGGUCAACUGAGCAACACCGUCUCUCUGGCCACAGAGCCGUGUUCGCCGUCUAAUGUGUCCAGCCGGCUGAUGUGUAGAGCUGGCAUGGCUCAAGUGUCCUGGGCCCCCAGUGCGAAUGCAGUGAGCUACGAUGUGAAAGCCACCAGCGAUGCACAGACACUCAGCUGCAACGGCUCCAGCCCCAACUGCACGCUGAGCAAUCUGGUCUGUGGGCAGGUGUACGAGAUUCUCGUGACUGCCACCGACGGCACCUGUGUCAGCAACUACACUGCUCCCUUCAGACAAGACCCAGUGCCUUGCGCUCCGCAGAACAUCAGCACAAACCUGUUAUGUGGCACCAAUGACUUGAUGGUCAGCUGGGUGCCUUCAGCCGAGCCCCUCAACUACAGUGUGACUGCUGUGCCACUGGCCGCCAACAACAGUUCGCUGACCUGCCAUACAAACAGUGGCAACUGUAGCCUGAGCGGUCUUCGGUGUGGAACGACUUAUAAUGUCUCCGUCAAAGCUGCGUCCGGCAGCUGCAGCGGACCGUGUAGCUCCCCACGAACUGUUCAAACAGCACCCUGCUCCCCACAGAGCGUAACAGCGGUGGCUCCCUGUGGCACAAACUCUCUCAUGGCCUCCUGGAACACGUCACUUGGUGCGACCGCCUACACGGCAACAGUGACGGGCCCCAACGGCUUCUCUGACACCUGCUCCUCAUCGAACCUCACAUGCUCCGUCUCUGGCCUGCAGUGUGCCACUCGGUACAACGUCACGGUCACAUCCCGAGACGGCCACUGCACCAGCGCUCCCGGUCGAACGGCUUUAACCACAGGACCGUGUGACCCCGUCAACGUGACCAGCGACCUCCACUGUGGCUCAGACAUGGCCACUGUGUCCUGGGUUGCCGCCGCUGGGGCCGUGGCCUACACUGUUGUCGCCGAAGACGGCAGCUCUCAGAACUACAUAUCCUGUAGGAGCAGCUCCGCCUCCUGUCAGCUGAACCGGCUUCAGUGCGGAAAGGUUUACAACCUCACCGUGGUGGCUGAGGACGGCGCCUGUAACAGCACCGGAAGGACCGGAGCAGUCCUGAUGACAGAACAGCACCCAGAUCUGUGUGAAACCUACACGGCCACGAUCACUGCACGAGGAAGCCAGUGUGACAGCGCACCUGGACCCAGCACCAACAUCACUACAGCGCCAUGUUCUCCAUCUGUCAUAUCUAAGCAGUACAUCUGUGGCACCAACACAGCCGUGUUCAGCUGGACCGAGUCUGUGGGACGCCUCAGCUUCCUGGCCCAGGUGGCGGGAGCAGGGUAUCAGGAUAGCUGCCAGACUACAAACACCAGUUGUGCGUUCCAGAAUCUCCCCUGUGACCUGGAUUUCAACAUAACAGUCCAGGCUCAGGGGGAACAUUGCACCAGUGUCCCAAGUGUCAGUGAAUCCCUCGAAACAGUCCCAUGUACCCCGCAGAACGUGAGCGCCACCCUUGGCUGUUUCAAUCACUCAGCCCUGGUGACAUGGGUAGGAAGCCCCAGUGCUGUAGGAUACAAUGUGACGGUGACAGGCCAGGGUGGACACACACACCAUUGCCACACCAACACUUCCAACUGCCAAGUGCCUGAUAUCCACUGUGGUGAAACCCAUGGCAUCACAGUCACAGCGUUCUCUCAGACAUGCACAGGAAACCUUAGUGCGGUUUACAGCUUUAGAGCAGGUCUUUGUGCUCCCAGUAACGUCACUGCGUCUGCAGCUUGUGAGGACAGCGCUGUCUCUUGGUCUCCAGUGACAGGGGCGGAGAUGUACAUCGCAACAGCAACUGCAGAUGAUGGACACACUCACACUUGCAGCUCAAACUAUUCCAACUCAUGCAAUUUCACCGACCUCCACUGUAGCCAAACCUAUUCCGUCGAUGUAGUGACUGUGGACAGGGGCUGCCGGAGCGAGCCGAGCUCGGCCGUGGUGCUGAGAACAGCUCUGUGUCCGUCUACUAACUUGACGGGCCAGGUCAACUGUGACACCAACUCGCUGACCCUCUCGUGGGACCAGAGUCCAGUGUCCGGGGCCGAAUACACUCUACAAACGGAGAGGAUGGGAGGCACACACCCUCCUACAGUGAACACCACCUCUAACACCUCGUACACUUUGACCAACCUGCUGUGUGGACAGAGAUAUGCUUUCCGCAUCGCAGCACAGGAUGGCAACUGCCGCAGCAGCUACAGUCCACCUAUUGACAUAAGCACAGCCCCUUGUGAGCCCUCCAACUUCACUGCUCGUGUGGACUGUGGCACAAACAAAGGGAAUUUCUCCUGGAUCGAGAGCAUCGGAGCAGGUUUCUACACUGUCCGGGUGACGGGACAGCAUGGCCACGUGGCUUCCUGCUCCUCCAACGACAGUUCCUGCUCUGUAAAGCUUCACUGUGGCCUCUCAUACUCUGCAUCACUGUUGGCUUCCACAGAAGGCUGCAACAGCACAAAACAUGCCGACAUCCAGUUUGACUCCGCUCCCUGUCUCCCAGCAGACGUCGUAGCAGAUGUAGAGUGCAACACUAAUGUGAUGAAUGUGAGUUGGACACAGACAACAGGCUCAGACGACUACACCGCCUGGGCCAUCAGCACCGACGGACACAGAGCCUCGUGUAACUCGACCUCCAACUCCUGCUCCAUCCGUGACCUGCAGUGUGGCAGAGUCUAUGAGGUGGCCGUCACCUCUUCCUCCAUCCACUGCAGUAUCAUCGCUGGCUCAGACUACAAGGUUCAGUCCGCUCCCUGUAAACCCGAGAACACCACUGUUGUUCAGAACUGUAGCAGCAGCGUCAUGACAGUAAAGUGGAACCAGAUGAGCACGGGGCAGAACUACACUACUACAGCCUCGUCCUCCUCAGGUGUUAACGCUACCUGUGACUCCACUGAGGGCAGCUGCUCCUUCCUGGACCUGAGCUGUGGUCAACUCUACACGUUCACCGUGAUGGGACACACGAAUGUGUGCAUGAGCGAAAUGAGCACCCCGAUAGAGAAGAUGGCCGCCCCAUGUCCUCCCACCAAUGUGUCCGCUGAAAUGAACUGUACUGCACGCAGAGCUCUGGUCAGCUGGAGUAGUGCAGCCACAGCUACAGCUACAGCCUACAGCAUCCAGGCAAACUCCACCAGUGGACACAGCUCCUCCUGCAGUGAUAUGGGGACAUCGUGUAACCUCGACGGCCUGGUCUGCGGACAGCAGUACUCUGUCGUUGUGGAGGCAAUGCACACUGGCUGUCCCGGACCUGCCAGUAACCUGGCCAUGUUCACUACAGAGCCCUGUGUUCCCACAAAUCUCUCUGUCCACUACAAUGUGAGCACCGGCCAGGUGAUGUGGGCUGCGGCAAGUGGUGCCAGCUUCUACUCUGUAAAGGCUGUGACUGACCAGGCCUCGACGGUCACCUGUAACACCACCGACACCAGCUGCCUCCUGAAUGGCCUGCGGUGCAGUCAGAUCUACAACGUCACUGUAACUGCACACAACCUGGCCUGUGACAGUUUGACCUCUGCAACCCAUCCCCUCACGACAGAACCCUGUCCACCUUCAAAUGUCCAGGCCAAUAUAACGUGUGGACAACUCACUGCGACAGUUUCCUGGGAGAGGAGCGACCUCGCUGUGGGUUAUGUUGCUUACUUUGACGACCAAAAUGGCAGCUACACUUCCUGUGGUGCCACACACACCCAUUGUCAUGUCUCAGGACUCACAUGUGGCACGGGGUACAAUGUCUGGGUCAUGGCCCUGGGACAACAGCACAACAGCUCUGCCAGCACGGUGGUGUCUGCCACAUCAGGGCCUUGCCAGCCGAGCAGCAUUGAAGCCAUCAUGGACUGUGGGGCCCACUCUGCGACCGUGUCCUGGCAGCCCAGCGUCGGAGCUGUGUCCUAUGUUGCUGAGCUUACAGCUGCAUCAGGCCACAUCACCAGCUGCACCACCAACCACACCAACUGUCAGCUGAGCCCUCUGCAGUGCGGAGAGGAAUACAUCGUCACUGUGAAGGCUCUGGGAGAAACCUGCAACAGCACUGCGCAAAUGGCAGGACACCUCACCACAGAGCCCUGUGUUACCACAAAUCUCUCUGUCCACUACAAUGUCAGCACCGCCAAGGUGAUGUGGGCAGCAGCAAGUGGUGCCAGCUUCUACUCCGUGAAGGCUGUGAUUGACCAGGGCUUGACCGUCACCUGUAACACCACCAGCACCAGCUGCUUCCUGAAUGGCCUGCAGUGCAGUCAGAUCUACAACGUCACUGUGGCGACCCAAAACCUGGCCUGCAACAAAACCAUGACCUCGGAACCCCACUGCCUCAUGACAGAACCAUGUCCACCCGGCAAUGUUCAGGCCAACAUGGAAUGUGAACAGCUUACUUCGACCGUUUCCUGGGAGCAGAGUGACCUCGCUGUGGGUUAUGUCGCCUACUUUGACAACCAUGACGGCCACUCCACUUACUGUGUUGCCACACACACCCAUUGUAAUGUCUCGGGACUCACGUGUGGCACAGUGUAUGACGUCUGGGCCAUGGCUCUGGGACAAAAGUACAACAGCUCUGACAGCACUGCGGUGUCUCUUACAUCAGCCCCGUGCCUGCCUCCCGACGUAGAGGUAGAAGUCAACUGUAACUCUGAUGGUGCUGCCGUUGUGACGUGGAACACAACUGGCACAGCAAACUUUUCCCUGACAGCCAUCGUCAGUGGAAGUCUUCAGACUCUGUGUACGUCUCGGCACAACAGAUGUAACGUUACAAAUUUAGCUUGUGGGGAAACCUACAACCUCAGCCUCACCGCCAUUAACGAUCAGUGCAGCCUCACAACGCUGAUGCCCGCUAACCUGACCACACGCCCUUGUCCGCCUCAGCGCGUGGGUGUUAACCUGCAGUGUGGCUCCAGCACUGCAGUCCUGUCCUGGGAGGAGGAUUCUGAUGUCGAACUGUACACGGCAGCUGCCAUCGGGGCAUCAGGAGGAGAGGUGAAGCGGUGUAACUCUACAGGCUCCACCUGUCACUUCUCCAGUCUGGUCUGUGGAGAGACGUACAACUUUACCGUCGAAGCUCACAGUCAAGGCUGCAGCAGCCAGGCCAGUAGCACUGUGUCCAUCCAAACAGAGCCUUGCCAGCCGGCGAAUGUGUCUGCUUGGGCGCUCUGUCAGAGUGAGGACGUCCAGAUCUCCUGGCACCAUGCAAGCGGUGUCAUGAAUUACUUAGUAACAGCCACAGGGAGCCUGGGAUAUGUGGAGAACUUCAACACAACCCAGACCCGUCUGUCCGCCACACUGCCAUGUGGCCAGGAAUAUAAUGCCACUGUGCGAGGACAGGGCAGCAAGUGUGACAGCAUCCCCAGCGGCCCUGCCUUCUUUAAAACUCCCCCAUGUAUCCCCCGAGAUGUGACGACUUAUGUGCAGUGUGAGUCUAAUGUGGGUUCUGUCAGCUGGGCACCCAGCGAUGGAGCGGAAACAUACGUCGUCGUUGCAACUGGCACUGAUGGACACGAUCACCCCUGUGUCACCAACACCACCUCCUGCACCUGGGACGACCUGCACUGUGGGGAGGACUACACUGUUGUAGUGACGGCAAAGAAUGACAACUGCACCAGCCCGCCCAGCAACAGCUCAGUCAUCCAUAUGUAUCCGUGUGUGCCCCGGAAUCUGGUGGCUUCUGCAGACUGCAAUGCCAAAGUCGUUUCUCUGAGCUGGGAUGCGAGCAAUGGAACAAAGUUCUACCUGGUAUCCGCUGAGGCAGAAAACCAGACAGCUGGACUCACCACCAACGUCACCAUGGCCCACUUCUCCAACUUCACGUGUGGACAGAACUACAGCCUCACGGUCACACCUCACAGCCACCGCUGUCCCGGCGGCUCCAGUGCUCCGGCUUCCAUACAGACAUGGCCAUGUCCACCCUCAGGAAUCUCCACCAUGCAGGACUGUCUCUCUGGCAACGUCAUGGUAACAUGGCAGGCCAGUGAUGGGUCAGACUACUACACAGUCACCAUGCAGACUGACAGUGGCAUCUCAGGAAUAUCCAUGUCCGACUCCAAUCAACUCAGCGUCCAAAGCUUGACCUGUGGGCACAACUUCUCUGUGUCAGUCACAGCUUCCAACCAGCAAUGUAACACCACCUCCAGUGAAACCACCAGCCUGCAGUCAGUGCCAUGUGUUCCCACCAAUGUCUCCGUGGUGAUGCACUGUGCCAACAACACUGCUCUUGUGUCCUGGUCUGCCAGUCGCGGGGCCGUACAGUACUCAGUGACAGCCCGCAGUAGUCAUAGCAACACCAGCUGCCAGACAUCUGACCUCAGCUGUAGGCUCAAGAACCUCACAUGUGGCAGCAGCUACACUGUUCAGGUAGCAGCUAUGGACGACAACUGCUCAAGUAUCCCCAGUCAGGUUGUGGCGUUUAACUCAGGCCCCUGCCCACCCCAGAAUGUGAGUGCUCAGUUCAACUGUUCCUCAAACGACAUGACGAUUUCCUGGGAUGCAAUCAGAGAAGCGGACCACUUUCUGGUUUCAGUAGUCGGAGGAGGAGUCAGUGAGUCGUGUAACACCACAAGCACAGCAUGCUCCCUCAGCAAUGUGACCUGUGGCAAAACACUCAACGUCCAUGUCACCUCUGUCAGAGGCGACUGCCGCAGCCGGCACAGUCAGAGCCACAGCAUCCUGUCAGCUCCCUGCCAGCCUCAGGGAAUCAGGGGGAACCUGGACUGUGUGACCAAUUCUGCUUGGAUUUCAUGGGAUGCUGCUUUGGGGACGGACAGCUUCACUGUGUCAGCUACGGGUGGAGAGGACCACACAGCCAACUGCACCACUUCCAGUAACACUACCUGUGAGGUGGAAGACCUGGCCUGUGGUGUACUUUAUAAUUUCAGUGUUACUGCAAAAAACAGCCAGUGUGAGAGUCAGCCAAGUGCCACCAUUGACUUAGAGACAGCCCCCUGCUCCCUUUCUGGUAUCACGGCCAUCCCUCAGUGCCACAAUUCCUCCAUCCUUGUUGUUUGGGAACUGAUGGAGGGCAGCGCGGGAAACACUGUAUACACUGCCACGGCCGAAGCCAGCGACCACACCUACCUAUCGUGCAAUAACACGGGCACGAGCUGCUUCCUGCAUGGAGCACAAUGCGACCUCUAUUACACCAUCAUUGUGGCUGCUUCAUCAGACCAGUGCAGCAGCAUGAGAAGUCCUCCAUACAGAAUCAGCAUGGAGCCCUGUCCACCUAGGAAUGUGAUGGUUAACACCUCCUGUGGGGACCACAGUGCACUGGUGUCCUGGACUCCCUCUCCUGUUGCUGAAACCUACAACGUUGUCGCUUUGGGUGUAGAUGGACACGUGCACACUUGCAACACCACGUCCAGUAACUGCAGUGUAUCAGGCCUCCACUGUGACCAGCAGUACACAGUACUUGUAGCUGCCAGCCACGAGAACUGCUCCAGCAAAGCCAGUCAAAAUGCAACAUUGCAUACAGGUCCUUGCCAGCCAGGUGGAGUCUCCGUUAUCCUCAACUGUAAGAAUCAGUCUGCAUCGUUGUCAUGGACACCCAGAGAAAACGCGGCUGACUACUACGGCUGUGCCCAGUCUGGGGAUGGAGACAUGCUGUACUGUUACAGCACAAACCACACUUGCACCAUCGAGGGCCUUGAUUGUGGAACAGUUUACAAUUUCUCUGUCCAGGCCUCAGAUGGCACAUGCAACAGCUCCUUCAGUGACCCGGUGCAGAGCGGAGCAGCUCCCUGUCCUCCAGACACUGUCGAGGUGCAGCUGCUGCCAAUGCAGGCGGAGGUGCAGGUGAUGCGCUUCAGCUGGACGCUGGUCUCCUGCAGCGACACUGAGUACAUGUUGACGUUAACGGGGAAUCUGCUGGGAGACAACCAGGCCCAGUUCAUGCUCGGUUCCUAUUGGACAAACAGCACGUACUUUGAGAUGCCCCUCCCUUGCAGUUCAUCCUACCAUGCCACAGUGCAGAGCAGGAACAGUGCUGGUGCCAGCAACGCAUCCGAGGCUCUCAGUGGAACAACAGCUCCUUGUCCGCCAUCAGGAGUGGUGUACAGUGGUAACAGCUCCUUUGCCGCAGUUUCAUGGAACGCUUCAGUGUUCGCCACUGCCUACACCGUGUAUGACAACAGUGUUACGCCAAAGGCUCAGCUCUGCAAGGUGGCGGGGCUGUCCUGCAACUUUUCCAACCUCACCUCCAGUAACGUGGUGAUCACAGGCAGCAACGCAGCUGGAGAGAGUGAAGCGCAAAAUGUCACCAAUGUGGUACUGCACGCACGCAGGAGGAGAGAUCUUCCUGAAAUGCAGAAUGGCGACCUCCCAGCUCCCGUUCUAGAUGUCACACAAGCAACGUCAGCUUUUAUUUUUGUUCAGUGGACUCAAGUUGAGGCCGCUUCCCAUUACAGCCUGGUGAUCAGGAAGCAGGACACAUCCAGUACAUCUGAGGAAUUCACAGUGUACGGGGAGGCCACAAUACUCACCGACCUGAGCCCAAGCUCCACCUACUGUUUCACUGUGUCCGCCAGCAACUCGGCCACGAGUGGACCAGAGUCCGAGCCCGUCUGUGUGCAAACAGGACUAGGGCUUUCUCAGUGAACAGGCAAAGGCACUGAUGCAGACCAACCGAGAGGUCUGUGCACAUCUCCCGAUGAAAUGUGACUGUCUUCACGGCUUCUGACAUUCACAAUAACUUUAGACCUAAUAGAACGUGGGAGUUAGUGUGGGUUGCUUUGAUGAUUACACUUCUGAUGGUUUGCCAUAAGCUGCACAGUUGUAUUCAGUGCAUGUUGGUAAUGUGAUGAAAUUAAAGAACUGGGAGACCUAGCCCUAACUACAAACAUGAGUGACAAGUGUUAGAUUUCUAAAUAAUAGCUUGUGUCCUUAAUAUUAAAAUCCUCUCUUCUAUACUUGUGUAAAAAGGAUAAACCUUAACAAAGGUACAUGUUUUGUCUGCCAUUGGUUGAGGUUAUAUAUUUUUUAUCCAGGGUUUCCUUUCUCCUGUUUUUAAAAAAUAUUUUAUUCACUUUUGUAAAUUGUGUAUUGCUCAUCUUAAAAGGUAAUAUAUCUGGAAGUGUUUAUCAUGUCCGCCGUAAAAAAACUUUUAUUGUGAUUUCUGAAUGUAUAUUUAUCAUGAAAAUAAAACUACA